GGCGGCGGCUGCGCGGGCCGCGGAAGCGCGAGCACGCGGGAGCCCGGCUGUCAAUCACGGCAGGCUGAGCUCCACGAGGCGGAGCGGCGGCGGCGGCGGCGGCGGCGGCGGCGGGCGGCGGCGAUGGGACCCCAGCGAGAGAUCUGCGGCUAGGCUGGCUGCACUUGCUCCACGGGUCAGGGGAUCGGAGGGGGAUUGAAGAAUGUGCCAUUAAAAAGAAAGGCCAAAGAGUAAACAACAAGAAGAGGAAGAGGAGAACUUCAAAGCUGGGAAGCAUGAGUUCUUGCAGCAACAUCUGUGGGUCCAAGCAGGCACAGGCUGCCACUGAGGGUGGGUACCAGCGCUAUGGAGUCCGAUCCUACCUGCACCAGUUUUAUGAAGACUGUACUGCCUCAAUCUGGGAGUAUGAGGAUGAUUUCCAGAUCCAGAGAUCACCUAACAGGUGGAGCUCAGUAUUCUGGAAGGUCGGACUCAUCUCAGGUGCAGUCUUUGUCAUUCUUGGAUUGACUGUUCUGGCAGUGGGCUUUCUUGUGCCCCCCAAAAUUGAAGCAUUUGGUGAAGCUGAUUUUGUGAUGGUUGACACACAUGCUGUCCAGUUUAAUGGUGCCCUAGACAUGUACAAGCUGGCAGGAGCCGUUCUCUUCUGCAUUGGGGGCACGUCCAUGGCGGGGUGCCUGCUGAUGUCAGUGUUUGCAAAAAGCUACUCCAAAGAAGAGAAAUUCCUACAACAAAAGUUUAAAGAGCGAAUAGCAGACAUCAAAGCCCACACCCAGCCCAUUACAAAAGCUCCGGGCCCAGGGGAAACAAAGAUUCCAGUCACUUUGUCCAGGGUUCAAAAUGUCCAGCCUCUAUCGGCAACCUGAAACCUUUUCCACCCAGGUCCUCCCUGUCUGAUUUACACACAUGAUUAAAAAGAGCAGGCCCGUGAUUGAGGUGAUGAGAAUGUUGACCUGCCCCAGGGCUUUGUUCAGCUGUGGGCAGCGUUGUGUGUGAACUCACACUCGCUCAGUUCAGGUGGCUCUGGUGGAGGCUGUACCAUGUGUCAACCUGUACAGCUGCCAACCUGUGCACCUGCAUCCACCUGCUUAGGACAGGUGCUUUUGUGUGCCCCCGGGAGUACUCUGGAACUCCUCUUUCAUAUAUUGUGACUUUGUGUGAUCUUCCGUGCUAUUUGAAAGUUCCAAACAGUUUAGACCAGCCCCUUGACAGCUGACAUGUUCCAUUUUAUUUUCUAAUCGUGUUUUUUCUAAUCUGUCCUGUGUGGUGCUGUCUUCCAUUCCUGUCUCACUAUGUGUAAGAUCUUGUCAUGUGUGUUCAUAGAAACAUGGAAUUCUCUGAUUUUUGACCCUAAUAAGAGUCUUUUAACCAUAUCUUGACAGAGAUUCCUGAGACUGGAUAUAAAGUUAUCAGUAGUGGCCACAAAUCUUUUUGUUUUCUCCAAUGUUUCUAAAAAGCCAAAAUUGCAACAUCAGAAUCUUGGCAAAUAAAUUAAUAUUAGAAGUAUCUACUUAUGCAACACCUGAAAACACUGAAUUAGAAACCAGGAAAACCAGUUUUCUACAUGAUUUUGGUGUGAUUUUGGUGUGAACUGUGUGAUUUGGGGAAAUCAUUUAACCUCCUAGGCCUCAACUUCCCCAACUGUAUAGUGGUAGUCCUGGACUGUGAUAUAUGAGAACCUUCCCUGCACAAACAUCUGAGAUUCCUUCUUUGCCAUGUGUCAUUGAGUCUUUCUCCCAUGGAUGUUUAUGAUGUUUUUGUGACUCUCACUCACCACAGUGGAAUUCUCUCAGAAUCUUGGAAAGUCACUGAGUCAGCAGUCUUCACUUAAAUAUCCAACCCCAGCAGUUUGUACAAUGCUAUCAUAUUUUUUAUAAAGACUAAAGUAAGCCAUCCUCAAAUAAGAAACACCUGGAUAGAUAUUAACCUUUGAAGGGGUUUUCAUUCUCAAGCAAGAUGCUUUAUUCUCCAGCAAGAUGUGCAUCUCAUUCCUUACACUCUCAUUUAAUCUGUGAAUUUGAAUUAGACUGAGAAAAAUGGAAUAUGUGACCUUGGUAUUCUCUCAGAAUUGUGCCACCUUAGAGUUCUGUCUUUUUUUUUUUUUUUUUUUCUUCCUUCACUGGAUAAAUAAAAUAUAUGAACAAG
This is a messenger RNA of Carlito syrichta (Philippine tarsier), 2142 nucleotides long. It is a transcript of the gene NRSN1, whose product is annotated as neurensin 1. NCBI's taxonomy places the organism in Eukaryota, Metazoa, Chordata, Mammalia, Primates, Tarsiidae. Gene Ontology annotation, biological process: nervous system development. The record is from RefSeq and is a predicted model, not a curated record. The transcript has 4 exons. The coding region runs from base 276 to 863 and encodes 195 amino acids. Gene Ontology annotation, cellular component: neuronal cell body; transport vesicle; neuron projection.